Messenger RNA from Xyrauchen texanus (razorback sucker), 5564 nucleotides. It is a transcript of the gene fnbp1b, whose product is annotated as formin-binding protein 1. Gene Ontology annotation, biological process: signal transduction. The record is from RefSeq and is a predicted model, not a curated record. Gene Ontology annotation, molecular function: protein binding. Lineage: Eukaryota; Metazoa; Chordata; Actinopteri; Cypriniformes; Catostomidae.
GAGAAAGUGAGGAUACUGGUAUCUUCUUAUACAUGUAAUGUUCGUAUGGAUGGAGGAAGUGAGUGAAUAUUUGCCUGGAUUGUUCAAACUUCGAGAUGGUUGAAGAGAAAAUGGGUGGAUGCUGGAGUCAAACAAAGGAUCAGUUUGAUAACUUGGAAAAGCACACACAGUGGGGAAUCGACUUUGUAGAAAAAUACACCAAAUUUGUAAAGGAGAGAUCAGAGAUCGAGCUUAACUAUGCAAGACAGAUCAGGAAUCUGUCGAAGAAAUACCAGCCUAAGAAAAAAGAGGAGGAUGAGAAUAAGUACACAUGGUGUCGUGCAUUUCAUUCUACGCUAAACGAGCUAAAUGAUUACGCCGGCCAGCAUGAGGUCAUUGCAGAGAACAUGACAUCACAGAUUAUUGCCGAACUCUCGCGAUACACACAGGAACUCAAAACAGAGAGGAAAACGCAUUUCCAUGAUGGACGAAAGGCACAGCAACAAGUCGAAGCUAGCUGGAAACAGCUGGAAUCGUGUAAGAGGAAGUUUGAGCGGGAUUGUAAGGAGGCAGACAGAGCACAGCAGUAUUUUGAAAAGUUGGACGCAGACAUCAACGUGACAAAAGCAGACGUGGAGAAGGCGCGACAGCAGGCUCAGAUGAGACACCAAAUGGCUUCUGACAGCAAGAGUGAAUAUUCUUCAUACCUGCAGAGAUUCAACCAAGAACAGAAUGAACAUUAUUACACCGUCAUCCCCAAUAUAUUCCAGAAGAUCCAGGUGAUGGAGGAGACGAGGAUAGAUCGAGUGGGUGAGUCACUGAAAACGUUUGCCGAAGUGGACCGACAGAUUCUACCCAUCAUCGGGAAAUGCCUGGAUGGAAUGACACAGGCAGCGGGGUCCAUUGAAUCCAAGACCGACACGUCUCAGGUGAUAGAGUCGUAUAAGUCUGGCUUUGAGCCUCCAGGCGAUGUGGAGUUUGAAGACUAUGGUCAGGCGAUGAAGAGGACGGUGUCUGAGACCAGCCUUAAUAACUCGCGCCCGGACAUCAAGAGCGAACGAUCGAGCAAGAGCAAGAGCAAAACACUCUGGCCUUUCAUUAAGAAAAACAAGCUUAUGUCCCUUUUAACAUCCCCCUUACCAUGCCAGCCCCCUCCUGACCCCCCCUCACCUUCUGCUGUGACCCCUGACCCCUGCCCCACUCCUCAGACCCCCAAACAGUCAAAGGAGCCCCUGUCCCACCGAUUCAACGACCUCAUGACCUCCAAGCCCAAAAUGCACUGCCUCAGGAGCCUCCGGCGCGGGCUCUCACUCAAUGCCCACGUGCGGAACCUUAUCGAGGGUUCAAAUCCUGAAGACUUCAGUAAUCUUCCUCCAGAACAGAGACGGAAGAAGCUUCAGGCGAAGAUAGACGACAUCAAUAAAGACAUACAGAAAGAGAUGGACCAGAGAGACGCUUUGACUAAAAUGAAGGAGGUGUACGUGAAGAACCCACAGAUGGGGGAUCCCACCAGCGUGGACCCUCGGUUAGCAGAGAUCGCCCAAAACAUAGAGAAACUGCAGGCAGAGACACAGAAAUUUGAGGGCUGGUUAGCGGAGGUGGAAGGAAGGAUGCCAGUAAAAAGUGACUUGCAGCAGAGGACAAGCGUUUUAUAUGAGACUCAAAACAGCACGCCACCCACUAACAACAACUGCGCACAGGAUAGAGAGAGCAGUCCGGAUGGCAGUUAUACAGAUGAGCAGAGUUCUGAGGUCCAGACUAAAGCCCAACCGGAAGCGGAGUUUGAUGAAUUUGACGAUGCGGAUGAAGAAAUUCUAUCGACCAUCGGCACCUGCAAAGCCCUCUACUCAUUUGAAGGUCAUAAUGAAGGCACUAUCGCAGUGACGGAGGGUGAGCUCUUGUAUGUUAUAGAGGAAGACAAAGGUGACGGAUGGACGCGUGUUCGGAGAAAUGAGGAAGAGGAGGGUUACGUUCCCACAUCCUACGUCGAAGUCUUUCUAGACUCAAACGCCAAAGAUUCGUAAGGUAUGGAAGGAGGACUCAAUGAUGCAGGGCAAACAGCAGCCACAUGUGGGAAAAACUACCGCCUCCACUCCCUGACCCGCCCUAGAGAGAGACAGAUGAGAGACAGACAUAUAAAGAGAGCAAACUAAAGACAGGAACAGUGAAAGGAGAGAGAGAGAGAGAAAGAGGUUACAUGGACCUCUUUGCCUUUAUAAUUCUCCUGCUGUAGAGAGGAACUUUAAAAGCAAAAAUCUGAAAAAUUUGAAAUAUUAUGACCUUAGAUUUAUUACCUGUCUGUUAUUUUAUGAGCUCAGUAUGAUCUGCAUAUAUCAUUUUUUUAUUUGAUUUUUUUGCUUUGAGGCUCUCAAUGGCUGCUGAGCUUGCAGAGUUUACGGCGAUAUUUUAGGCCUGUUUGAAUGAGUGUAUGUGUGUGUUUGUGUCUUUAGCUGCUUGCACCAGUCUUGUUUCCUAUUCCCCACCCUAUGCCAAACUAAAAUACCCUUAAAAUCCAAGGGAUGUGGUCUGUAAAAGAGCUGAGUUUACGGAUACUAGGACAUUUCAGACACAGAAUGUCAUUUCAGAUCUCAUAUACACUUUUGCUGCAUUCCAUCCAAAGUUAGAUGUGGAAUAUUCCGACUUGACAUCCCGACUUCCGAUCAUAAAGUAUUUUGUUGGCUGCCGCUCGGAAGAUAACUUACAAAUAAAAAAUUAUGUUGGCAUUGGUUCACAGGUGUACGAUCAUCAGCAGAGAGGAUCAUUUAUCGUGUUUUACAUACACAUUUGCAAAACGUUUGUAUAUCAUGUAACUUGGUGUGUUUAAUUUGUUUAAAAGUGAUCGUUUUAAUCGUUAAAUCGUUAAACAUUAAUUGUUUGACUCACUUUGCGGGCUGGCAUGUAUGAAUUAUGAGUUGGUCCAGAGUUUCCGAGUUAGAUAUUGUACCUCAAGUGCCGUUCAACUGCAUGUUUCAAAGUAACAAUUUGGAAAUUCCAAUGCAAGUGAAUUUGGUCCAGAACUUUGAAGCUCCAAAAAGCAUAAAAAGGCAGCAUAAAAGUAAUUCAUAAGACUCCAGUGGUCUUCUGAAGCGAUCUAAUCUGUUUUAGGUGAGAACAGACCAAAAUGUAACUCCUAUUUCACUAUACACCGUGCCAUUGCAGUCUCUAGGCACGGUCAUGAUUUCAAGCUCUAUUGGCGCUAGGACGUGUAAUUGAACUUGAAAUCAUGAUUGUCAAGGAGACUGCAGAUGUCAAGACUUAUUGUGUGAAAAAUGUGUGAUAUUUUGGUCUGUUCUCACCCAAAACUGAUUAGGUCACUUUAGAAGACAUGGACUUGAAACGUAAUUUUAUGCUGCCUUUCUGUGCUUUUUAGAGCUUCAAAGUUUUGGUCAUUAUUCACUUGCAUUUUAUGGACUGUUUUAAAAAUCUCAGGUUGUUUUCAGCAGAAGAGGGUGAGUAAAUGAUGUGUGAAUUAACAAUUUUGGAUGGCCUUUCCCUUUAAGACACACUAGGCUUUGAGUGGGCAAAAUUAUGACACUGAAUCCAGGAUAUGAUGUAACGCUCCAUGGCGUCUGGUUUUAAUAACUAUGCAAACCACCACUAAUUGCAUAUAAUGUUAUAUUCAUAAUGUCAAAAUAAAAACAUGCAGCUUUGAAAUAUGUAUUGUAUCUUUGUCCUUUCAGUCAUCUAUUGGUCUUCUAGUCAUCAGAAUUCAUAGGUGACAGUUCACCAAGCUUGAACGUUUGAACUGAGAGCAGAGUGUAGCGUGGCGGUGGAUUUAGCGAGUUGGAACGCUUUCAAAUUCUUUGAUGCCACUUGUUUUGGAAUUCCGUACAAAUGGCUCCUCUAUCAGGCCACACCCCUUUUGACCCUUUGACUCCACCUUCUGAAGAUAACACCUACGAGCCAUUGGUUGCUCAUAUGGCUGUGUCACAAAUCAGGGGUGGGGCUUCACGGGCUAAUAGCAUGUCUGCUCGCCCUGACAUCUCAUCUGCCUCCGCCCUUCCAGUGCAAUCACUAAAACCUUCAUCUGUUAACUGUAUGUUUGUUUGCCAUCUAAUCUAACAAAUUUUUUUCCUUACAUGUCAUUUUUGGUGCCGUUUUGUCCCCUCACAUUCAUCCAAACACUUCCUGCUUUUCCUUAACCGUCCAAUAGUUGCUCGACACAUUCAAGCAAGCGCUGUUCAUUUUUUGUUACGCGGGGUACGGGCUAUUUCUGCGAACACAUGAUAUAUACAUACAUGAAUAUGAUAAUGUCCUGUUAAUAUGAGUAUGUAUUUAUUGUGACAGUUGUUUUGUUAAUGUUUCUAUGGUUUUACCCUGUGGAGUUCCCAGACAAGUUUCAGUAACCUUGAGAACAAGGGUCCAUGUGAAGUGUCGGGUUACAUCUUAUGGUUUCAAUGUACUCUGAGCCAAAUGUACAGGUUAUAUAGACAUUUAACAUGCAUCAUGUUAACUUGAACUAGACUCCAUGCUUUAGGCUUUUGAUUAAUCUGAUUCUUUUUCCCCGUUUUAUUUGAAUUACUGUGAUUUACUGGAGAGAAGUCUGUUUGUAUUUGAGCUUUUUCUGUAAUGUCUGUCGUGAAGAGAUUAUAUUUGUAAUUUCAUCAUCUUCCACGACUACUCGCGACUCCUUAAGGCACAUAAAUAAUUGUAACUUUUCUUUUUAGAUUUUGCAAUUCUCUGACACGCUCAUUUUGGGUCCAGGAGAGGUUUUUGGAUAUUGUAUUUUAUUUGAACUGAAUCUAGGUAGGUUUGAAGCCCAGAGCAUGCUCACAAAUCACAGUAAGCAUCAUCAAUAUAACAAUGUAUUUUUUUUUCACAUCACAAAACUGCUAUUUGAUGCUGAAAGCUUUUAUUACAGUAUGUUACAAAGCGCUUAUUGAUGAGUUAUAAUAUUUUAGGUUGAAUGAAUUGAGCAGACUAAUAACUGACUAGUUGUUGAUGAAUCUGUAAAUAUAAAAAUGUGUAAUAAAUCAGAGGAUGUUUUGAAAAGCAGAGAACAUCUCGCCAUCUUCAAGAGGAAAACAUCAUUAUGUCUGUCUUCCGUCCUUCUGUGUGAACACACAAGUGCUAUGUCUCUAUUUGAGAACAAAACGAUUUAUAACAUUUCAACAUUUUGAGCUUUGUUGUACGCUGCCGCUAUCACCUUAUGGCAUUCACAGACACACACACAGCUGUCUCUGUAACAUAAGAGAGCUGAUAUGUUGCCUAUGAGUGACAAGAAUCAAUUGUCCUCGGCCCCUAUAACUGCUCUAACACCAUUCCCAAAUCAGAGAACUAUAAAUAUAAUUCUACACAUGCAUAGCUAUACGUACUAUAAGUCUAUAAAUAAGAGUGAACUACCAAAACAUUGUUAGAGUCUAUUUUUAAAUUUCGAUUAAUAAAAAUGUCCUGGUUUCUUUUCUCUGCUUUGCUUAGUGAAUUAAAUUUUUUUUUGUCACAUUUGGUGGGUCUGCCAAAUGUUUGUUUUGCACUUUUGUUUGUGUUCCGUUUGUUAUGCUUGUGUUUUGGUGCACUGAAUACUUUGUAUGUGUUAACUGUGCCAAUUAAAAAUAGAGGGGAAAAUUAAAUCAUUUUUGUCUGAA